AUGCCCCUGCAGGGGCGGCAAAGAGAGUGGGCUAUCACAUAUGUGUUGCAAGAGCUCUACAUCAAGAAGGAAAACCAGGUCCCACCGGAGCUUCCCAUUCUUCAGAGCAAUUUGAAGAAAGGUUCGGAGCCAGCCCCAGACCAGGUCCCUGGAGUUCUGCGGGAAUUCACGAGGCCCACAUCAGUGCUGGUGGCUUUUCUUGCAAUGCUGGUGGGGGACGCAGAUCGUCAGAAUGCCAGUGCUGAGUCCAGGGCUGUUACGAGCACUGCCCGUGAGUUCUUGAAAAACCUUGUCAUGCGUGCAGCCUUGACAUCAGAAUUCCGAGUGGUUGUGGUGAACCUGGGGGAUGGAAGCGCGACAAAUGUCCCUGUCGCUGGCAACGGCGCCAUCCCUGGUGGUAGCAUUUGGCAGGAUGACGCACAUGUAGACUUUGUUACGACAGCGGCAGCGUCACCGAACGUGGCGGAGCUCAUUUGCUUUGCUUUGUAUCCAGAGUUUCAGGACUCGUCUCAAGAUUUCCAGCUUCUUCGUUGCGUUGCUGUUGGCAUGCUUGCGCAGCUGGCCAAAUUUCUGGCCGCUUCACUGGAUUUAAUUAAAGUCCUGCUGCUACCCCAAGCUUUCCAGAAGUUCCAAGAGAGCGCCACUUUCAAAGUGAACCCAGCCGAGUAUGCUCAUAGGGCCGCCUACAUCAAGCGUUUGCAGGAGGCGUUCAAGGCCAAGCAUGGAGCCAUGACGACGCUUGUGACGGAGACUGAUCCCUCGGCGGAUGCGUACUUUGCAGAGCAAGGGCGCCGCGAGGUUGCCGCUAACCAGGAGAGCGAGGUCGCGUGGCAACAGAUUCAUGCAGCUCUGGGCAGUGACUUGCUGCAGGAAGUGAAGGAGCUCUGCCACCAGCCGAUCAUGGACCACGUCAGCUGGGGCAACCACGUGUCCCGCUCGCAGCACCCAAGCCCGUGCAUGUUUCGGGAUGUCACAGAUUUAGUUCCUCUCCUGAAGUCCCCGCGCUUGUCGACGGCAAGCUUUGUGCAGAAGAAGCACGAAGCUUUCUCGUCUGUCAUGCAGACGGAGCUCCCCUGCUGCACUCACAGAGAGACUUGUGCGAUUCCGCCAGUGGAUAUCGAUGUGUCGGGUCUGCCUUGCACAGAUCAGAGCAGGAUGAAGCGAGGGCGGGAGUUUUUCGAAGGAAGCACAUCUCCUGUUUUUAUUGCCUGGGCCAUCCGUCUGAAGAGGCAAGGCAUCAAGCUGGCCGUCUUGGAGAACACUCCAGACAUUCCGCAGGAGCAGCUGGACAGUUUGCUGGGGGACAUGUAUGACAUCCGGAAGCUCGAUGUUGACCUCUCCCACUGCGGGCAUGGGGGAGCUUCCAGACGACGUGUGUACUUCCUCCUCACCUUGAAGGAUGCCUUUGAAGUCCUGGCUGAGCCGUCGGAUUUGUACCAGAUGGUUGUGGACAUUGUGAAGUCUGUAGGCCAAACCCGUGUGCGGGAUUACUUCCAUGCAGGCCCGGUAGAGCUGAUGUGCGAGGCAGAGCAUGUGGCCAGGCAGAGAGGGAAGGUAGUGGUGCCGGGACACUUUGAUUUCAGCUACCUUCUCAAUGAGCGGGAGAAGCUUGCGAUCCGUGAAUUGGACGCGAAGUUCUGGAAAACCCAGGGACGCGGCCCAAGUCUGGACCCUGACCUGGUCUACUGCUUGGCAGACAAUCCUCAGUUCACUUGUUUGUGGAGUGCCACCAGCGGCCGCUUGCCUUGCCUGCGUCGCAACGCAGGGUCUGCCAAGUUUUGGUCGCCGCUCCGAAAGCGCUGGUUGACAGGCUAUGCACCAUGUCUUUUCCCGUGCGACAUUGCAUGGCAGCAGCUCGUGGGGAACUGCAUGGCUUUCUCCAAUGUCGCCUUGGUGCUGAUGGUGUGGAAUGCAGGCGAAUCCUAUUACAAGCUGUUUUGCUUCAGCUUGCCAGAGUUCCAGCCAUUGAUAU
This is a messenger RNA of Symbiodinium necroappetens, 1972 nucleotides long. The record is from the annotation of a GenBank genome assembly. Lineage: Eukaryota; Dinophyceae; Suessiales; Symbiodiniaceae.